UUAUUACUUUUUCAAACGAUACGGCAACACCUAAAAUCCCAACGAACGAAUUACCAUUACAUUAAAUAAAAGCAAAUUUUCUGCUAAAAACAAAAAAUUCAAAACACUUUUAAAAACUACAACAUGUUUCCCUUGUACUGUAAUCAAUGUUUUCGUCGUCAAAAAUAUGAAACAUCAUUACAACUCUUCGUUUCACGUUGUGGUCAUAUAAUCUGUAAUAAUUGUGCCCAAGAAAAUUGUUGCAUUUGUGGACGCCCCUUUAAGGCAGUAGCCAUCAAUAAGGAAAUGCCACAAUCAAUGUCAGGAUAUUUUUCCAGUCCUAUGACUCAAUAUCAACACUUUAAGAAAACACUGAAAUUUCAUCAUGAACAACAGCAACGUCUGGUCAUGCAUAUGUGUCGUACGAUUGCCGAAGAAGAUAAAAAAUCAAAAAGUGAGUUAGAAGCUCUGGGCAAAGUAGAUGAUUCAAUUAUGCGUCAAAUUGAACAUGAACGUGAAAGAAUACGUAAAUUACGCGAAUAUAUAGAGUAUCAUGAGAGACGUUUGGAACAGGCUCGUUACAUGUCGCCUCCAAUUUCAUCUCAACCUCGUCCCAGAUAUCCACAAAGGGUACUUGGUAUGGAAGCUGCGAUCACUAAAACGGCUAAUAAAAAUGUUGCUAAGCGUUUUUCACAACCCAUAAGACCGAAUUUAGUUUUUCCCCAAAGUCCCACCGUAAGUGAUACCAAUAAUAGCAGUUCGGUAACUACAGAAGAAACGAAUGUGAUAAAACCGAGCGUUAAAAAGCAAAGAACUCCACCGGCAUUAUUGCCAUUGUCUCAACACAAAAUGUCGGAUACUGAAUUUUCAUUUAAUUUAUUAGAAUAAUAAGACCAAUUAUAGUUUAUCUAUGAUUCAUUGUUUUUUGUUGUUUUUCUGAUUAAACUUAGCUAAUAUAUUACAAAUACAAAAAAAAAUUUUUUUUUUGAGAAAAAAAUA
Molecule: messenger RNA, 978 nt
Organism: Lucilia cuprina (Australian sheep blowfly)
Lineage: Eukaryota; Metazoa; Arthropoda; Insecta; Diptera; Calliphoridae
Product: RING finger protein narya-like
Exons: 1
Coding region: 124-867 (247 amino acids)
Biological process (GO): protein sumoylation; reciprocal meiotic recombination; homologous chromosome pairing at meiosis
Cellular component (GO): synaptonemal complex
Molecular function (GO): SUMO transferase activity
Source: RefSeq, a predicted model, not a curated record